Messenger RNA from Staurois parvus, 903 nucleotides. NCBI's taxonomy places the organism in Eukaryota, Metazoa, Chordata, Amphibia, Anura, Ranidae. The record is from the annotation of a GenBank genome assembly.
AUGGUGCAAGAGUUCAUCCUAAUAGCAUUUUCAGAAUUUCCACAUUUACAGGUACUUCUUUCUGUCUUCAUCAUUUGUGUCAUUGGAAAUAUUAUCAUCAUUAUCCUAAUUAGAAUUGAUCCCUUGCUUCAUACUCCAAUGUACUUAUUUAUAAGUGCCUUUGCUGUCCUGGAAAUUAUUUUUGUAACAGUUACUCUACCUAAACUUCUUGACAACCUAAUUUCUGGAAAUAAGAGCAUGUCUGUUCUUGGGUGUUUUACACAGAUGUUUGUCUUCAGUGGAUUGGGGAUAACUGAAUCCUACCUCCUGGUAGUAAUGGCCUUUGAUCGGAACUUAGCUAUUAACAAUCCCCUGCACUAUUCAUCUAUUAUGAAAAAGGAGCUUUGUUUUAAAUUAGCUGUAUUACCAUGGAUUGGUGGAUUUACUAUUUCAAUUUUGACUACAUUAUUCACUGCUUGCCUGAAAUUCUGUGGUCCAAAUCAGAUCAACCAUUUUUUUUGUGAUGUGGGCCAACUUCAAAACUUGGCUUGCUCGGAUCUUUUUGUCAGCAAAGUAACUGUUUUUCUAUCAGCUGUUUUUAGCAUUGUCAUUUCAUUUAUUAUUAUUAUAGCUUUAUAUGCUCACAUUAUUAACACCAUCUUAAAAAUCAAAGGUGCUGAAGGCAAACAAAAAGCCUUCUCUACCUGUUCCUCUCACUUUACUGUGGCCAGUCUUUUCUAUGGAGCUGGUCUUGUUGUGUACAUUAGACCUACUGGAGGGGAAAACGACAAAUUUCUUGCUCUUAUAUACACGGUUCUCACACCACUUCUAAACCCUUUCAUAUAUACUUUGAGGAACAGUGAUGUGAAGACAGCGGUAAACAAUUUAAUACUAAAAAAAAUAAAUGUAUUCAAACACCCAUAG